Molecule: messenger RNA, 1478 nt
Organism: Penaeus vannamei (Pacific white shrimp)
Lineage: Eukaryota; Metazoa; Arthropoda; Malacostraca; Decapoda; Penaeidae
Source: RefSeq, a predicted model, not a curated record
GGAGGAGGAGGAGGCACAGGCGGAGCACCACUUUCGUCGAGGCGCUCAGUGGGCGCUCCCGCAGCACGCCCGACGGACUCGCUGUCUCGGGGCUCCCUCCCGAUCUCCCCUUUUCCUCGCUGUACACGAGUUAGAUUCACGUCUUGUACGGGUUUUCAUUCUAAGCAACCCCCGCCCCGCCCCCGCCCCUCCCACGAUGGCACUGGUAUUUACCCUCUAGAUUGAGAAGUGCCCCGCGCAGGCCCUCUAGCACAGACUUCCUUGCCCCUCUCCCCCCACCCCCUGUGACGUAAACCCGCCCGCCGCCUUCCUCCUCCCCCUGUAGUUUGUACACAAUUUAUAACAACGUUGACAUUUCUGGCACAGGAAGUACAGCGGCGGCGGCGGCGGCGGCGGUUGUUUUAUCGCCUCCGCAGAAAGUUUUAGUUCAGUUCGCGUUAUCGUCGCCUCGCGGUGUGACAAAAACUUUCUCGCGCGGUGUUGAUAAGCUUCCAAGUCCGGCCGGUGUUUUGGUAUUGCUAGGCUACGUUUUUUUUCAUUUAUCGGCUGCGUUGUUUUGAACUGUUUGCUCAUGGUGUGGAGGUGGCGGCGGCGGGCUUGGACUGCGAAGGAGUCGAGUCGUGUUUUUAAUUUUAACGAAAAGCUACUUUAUUGUUGUCUGUGAGGUGCUGCGAAGUAUGUUGAUGUGUGCUUAGGAAUAUCGUAAAGGAAAAAAAAAGUAAAUGUAAGAGCAAGAGAGACCCUAAACGAGAUUACGGCUUCCGUAGUGUGGCGUCCAUGAAGAGCAAUGCGAAAUGGUUAUGACUUUGGUGUGACCGUAUUAUUCAGGAGAGCUGAUCGAGUGCUGCAGCGCGACAUCUUGACUCAGCAGAAAGUUGUCUCCUUAGAAAUCGCAGAAGCUGUUUCGAUGUCCGCAUGACUUCACAAGCUUUGUCAACGGCGGUGCCAUGUGAAUCAGCUGUGCCUGGCGCGAAGGGACACCCACUGCACCGCUCUUGGCACUCGCGCGCGAAGCAGCCGUGGCACACGUCAUGGGUAAACGAAUGAACGUGGCAGCGGGCAGGAGCCCAGGGCAGGGCAUAUAGGAGCGUGUCCUGGGAGACAUGGGGACCUACGACAUUCCAACGCCUGUGGAUGAUGACUCGGCCGGCGGAGGCAGCGACGGCGAGGGCGGGGGAGGCCUGGGCGGCGGCGGAGGGGCUGGCGCGAACCAGGACUUCCGCACGGUGUACCUCAACGAGCCCCAGCCUUACAAGUACUGCUCGAACGCCAUCUGUACUGCCAAAUACCGCUACAAAUUGCUAUUCUUCCUUCCAAUGUUCCUCUUCGAGCAGUUUCGGCGAUAUGCCAACGUCUUCUUCCUCAUCAUCGCUCUGCUACAGCAAAUCCCAGGAGUAUCCCCAACAGGUCGUUACACCACCCUGGUCCCUCUCAUCUGCAUCUUUGGUGGGAUAUCUGCCAUAUCAGGAGAUAGCUAG